Pimephales promelas (fathead minnow) is the source of this 4692-nucleotide messenger RNA. RefSeq names its product ubiquitin conjugating enzyme E2 QL1 (gene ube2ql1). The record is from RefSeq and is a predicted model, not a curated record. NCBI's taxonomy places the organism in Eukaryota, Metazoa, Chordata, Actinopteri, Cypriniformes, Leuciscidae.
UGAUCGGGUCAAGGGCGGGACUUGUCGGUCGGAAUACUAGUGUUAAGAAAAAACAUAACUCGUACUCGUGCAGGACCCUUGAUUACUCAUUCCGUCCAGGUACAGCGGAAGCCAACCGACCCGAGGUGCUCCGCUCCCGCUAUUCUAAUUCUUGUAUGUGUGCGCCAGAUUAUCGGUUCAUUUUCUAGCAACGUUAUCGCGCCUCUUGCAGCAGCCGCGGGUGUGCAGCCUCACAGGGAAUUUUAGGAGUAGGAAUGCGUAUUAAAUCUUGUGUUUCAGUGCACUCGCGGGGAGAAGUGAUGCAUUGAGGACGAGCUGCUUUGCGGGCGUCUUUUUUCCGAGCUCCAUUACACGAACGACGAACCAUCACAAUGGCUACUCUUUUGAGAAAAAUCGGGCUCAUUCGACUGCACGACCGAGACACGGAGGACCCGAAGCAUCACCACCAGGGCUCAUUGAAAGGGACCAAAGGCAACCAGAAAAACAACAACACGAAGCACUGCAACACCAGCAACGAGACCAACAACAUCCUCAGCACGCCCGAAAUCAAAGCCAGGCGCUUCGACGUGUCCGGCAAGGACAAGCCAGCCGUCAAACAGGACAAACCGAGCAAGGACACGAAAGAGAAGCAGCUAACGGCUGGCAGUAAGGCGACGAGCGGCUCCGUGAUGCCUCCGCCGGCGGCGAACCGACAGCACUGCACCCAGGUGCGGACGCGGAGGCUGAUGAAGGAGUUGCAGGAGAUCCGGCGGCUCGGCGACAACUUCAUCACGGUGGAGCUGGCGGACGAUAACCUCUUUGACUGGAAUGUCAAGCUGCACCAGGUGGACAAGGACUCCGCGCUGUGGCAAGACAUGAAGGAGACCAACACCGAGUACAUACUGCUGAAUGUCACCUUCCCCGACAAUUUCCCUUUCUCUCCGCCGUUCAUGCGCGUCCUCACGCCGCGGCUGGAGAACGGAUACGUGCUGGACGGCGGCGCGAUCUGCAUGGAGUUAUUAACGCCUCGCGGCUGGUCGAGCGCAUACACCGUCGAGGCCGUGAUGAGGCAGUUCGCUGCCAGUCUGGUGAAAGGACAGGGUCGUAUCUGCAGGAAAGCGGGCAAGUCUAAGAAGGCCUUUAGUCGCAAGGAAGCUGAGGCGACCUUCAAGAGCCUCGUCAAGACCCACGAGAAGUACGGCUGGGUGUCCCCUCCCGUGUCCGACGGCUGAUGUCAGCAUCUUCGAUGGCUUAUUUCAGUUGGGUUUUCUUCUUUUUCAUCAUCAAACUUAACUAGCGCAUCAUAUCUUACACAACAACGUGGCACAUUCACCAUCACCCCGUCCUUCACUCGUCUUCAUCGAGGUGCCAUGGAUCUGACACUCGCUGCGACAUCACAAUUACUCAUGAGUGGGCGUCACUGCAGCUACAUACAGCUAUGGACUCUGGAUAUUAUUGAGGCUCCAAACAAAGUUAAAUGUGCACCAAUCCCACACCCUCACUCUAUAUCCUCGUUUAUCCGUCCGUUUUGCUUAUUUUCUUCGCCAUCCAUUCCAAUCCCUCUUUCCUUUUAUAGCUGACAAUGCAUUGCACUGAACAGCAUCAGACUUGCCCCCUUUUACAUGCAAAUGACUUUAACACUUAAUAGAUAAGCAGAUCAUUACACUACAUGAGGUUCGGUUUUUCUGGUUUCCUCCUCAUCGGCUGUGCUGUUUUUCACAGUUGGAUGCAACAUGAUGAUUGUAAUUUAUGUAGAGCUGUGCUCUUUCUUUUCCUCUGUACGCGUGGCAAAAUGUAGACAUCACUGUGUUGCGUAGCUGGUCAUUGAUUUCCAAUGGGGAAAAAAUACUCUAGGUCUUUGUUCAGACAGGCAGCAAAUAUCUGAUUUUUCAAAUUCAAUUGCUUUUUGAAGUCUGACCAGAAAAAAAAAAGAGAUGAAAAUCCAGUUUACAAACCCAUAUGUGUUCAAAUACAAUGAGAAAGUCUGGCUUCAUGCUAAUGCUUACAUCAAUACAAUGGCAACCAACAUAAUCUGAACAAACACCAGAUUUCAUUACUUAGAAAACAACAGGACUGCCCGUCCUACAGAUCGGAUUUGAAAAAUCAGUCAAGUCAAGUCUUCAUUGCUUAUGCAGAGGUCAAAGAAAAUAUAUGUGAACCACCUCUAUUGGUCAUUCUAUUAUUUGUUUUUGGAGAAGACCAAAAGCUCUUAAUUCUGAUGAUUUAGAUACCAGAUGGCAUUAACGAAUGUCGACGUCCCAAUGGGAUCUUAGUAUUGGCGACAGAGAGAGGCAUGUGACAGACAUGGUGAGAUGUUGAGUGUUCAUCGUGGCAUCUGUCCCCAUGGAGCUCUGAGGGACAGGACAAUGCCGACUGAGACAACAUGGUGAAUUACGGUAACUUGGCACCUUCACAUGCCGAUGCCCCAAACACGAUCAAACAUUAAUUGUGCUGAUUCGCUCGUACUAUUUUGGCUCAUCGAUUGAUACGUUCGUGGUUGUGGGCCCUGAUUCAUCCGCCUUUCACUGACUCUGCAUCACUGUGCUGUGUGCUUGAUCAAUACUAGACUAGAACAACAGCAAACAAGACAAAAUGGCCGACAGCCCUGGAUAUAAGUUCUCAUGACUGUAAACAUCGCUCUCGAACUACGUAAAUAAACGCACAUCUCAGUUAUGACUUAAAACUUGGACUGGUUUUAAGCUGUUGACAAGAGUCAAAUGAAGAAGGACAGAGGUGGAGAGGGAGAGAGACGCUGAGGGGGCGACGACUUUGUUCAGAAACCUUGAGGAAUGAGGACGGCUCAUUGAUGCACCGAGAGAGCUGAAGCUCGACACCUUGAUGUUUAUUGACUUCUCCUUCAAAUGUCAGCGUGAAUCCAGAACGGCUCAGACCGCAACUUGUGAGCGAUGAGAUGAGUGUUUAUUUAAGACCCCACCCCACCCAUUGUGCUCUUCAUACGGUAUGUGAAAUACAAAUGACACAUCAUGGGUGUUGUUGACAUAUGAAGAUUCUGUCAUUUUCUCGCCUUAUAUUCUUUCUUCAGUGAAACACUAAAGGAAAAAUACUGAAGUGGGUACUGGCUGCUCUUUUCCAUUAAAUUGUCGAUCUCGAAAAUAGUCUUUCGAAGCCAUACAAUACGUUUAUGAGAGCAAAGGCCUUGGUUAAGAACUAAGAAAGUAUUGCGCUUCACUGCCCGUUUCCAUUCAAAUAUUGGCACAUUUAAACUCCACGAGUCAAAUUUGAUGUCACUGACAUGAUAAAUCCUGAUUUUGAAAUUUGAAUAUGUGGAAAUGAGGCGUAUGAGGAGAUGAACAUUAUACAAGAUCCCACUUCUAUUGGGAUUUUGUUGGCCACCCAAAGUUACUAGUCUUCAGAAGACUAAAAUAUAGCAUUCGCAACUGUUGACCAACACUAUUAUACUUUAUGGUGAUUUAUGUUUGUCUUUUUUUGGAGCUUGACAGCCCAAAACAUGGAGAACCACCACCUACAGAAGAAUGUCGGAUGUCAGUCAUACUGGUUUGGAAUGACAUUAGGGUGUGUAAAUGAUGAAGGAACUGUCAUUUUUGGGUGAAAAUAAAGGUUUGAAAAAGUCCACCCUCAAGACAUUGUUAUGAGAUGCUGUUUCAUAUGAUAUUUUGAAGGUAGUCUUCUCCUGACAUUAUGUGCCAAAUGCUUCAUGUACUUUGUCACCAUUUCCUUGUGUGUUUUCCUGUGUGUAACUGCUGCGCUCUCAGUAGAAAGACUGUGUGCUAUUACUGACGAUUUCAAAUGUUAGACGAGAAGCUGCUAAUUAAUUUAAAACGAGGACGAAGACGCUGAUGUAUAAAUGAUAAAAUAGCAAAUGCUGAUGCCCUGAAGGAGGGAGGCGGCGAAACAACACUGUUGAUCCGUUACUGAUAUAUUUAUUUCUGUCUAGUAGCUUUUUGUGUUAUUGAUAUUAAGGUUCUCUAACGUGUAGUGCUUCAAUCCGGUGGAAAGCACUACACUUUGCUGUAUACGAUGAUCAUUUUAUCCUGGUCGUCGAAAUAAACAAAAAAAAAACACGCUGGUUACUGGACAAGCUGUAAUUCAUGUUCGUAUCACUGCAGUGAUUGUAAAAAAAUGCGUAAACCCUCGUGGUUGGCUUAUUGCAGAUUUCUGUCUAGUCGCAGAUGGUAUCUCUUAUCAUUACUGAAGUGCAUUUGGUCUUCUCCAGACACUGUUUGGACAUUAUUGAGAAGUGGUCGUGUGUUUUCCUAUUUAGCGAGAGGAGAUACUAUACCAAGGACUUAUUAUAACCAGUCAAAAAUAUCGCGAAAUUGGAUGUUUUCCGGUUUAAAGCAUAAUUUUGUGAUAUAGUUUAGAUCAGUAGUUUGCAGAAACUAACUAACAGAGUUAAUCGUCCAAAUGAGUGAGAUGAUUCUGUUGUAUUAUAUCUGCAUGUGGUCUGUGAUUGUUAGCUAGCUAACUUGUUUUCUUUUUCUUUCUUUUUUUUUUUUUUUUAAAAAAGCAAGAAAGUAAUGAAAAAGAGCAGAAGCCGCUUCUUUGUAUUUCUUUUCCCUCCGUUGGUUCGGUUUGUCCUAAUUUUCUUUAUUAAUGUCCUUAAAUGUCAAAUUGUGUUCUGUGAAUGUGUUUUAAUUUAUUUGUAGUUUGCCAAAAUGAAGAUUUUGAAGCAUGUUGCAGGCAUUGUCACUGAUGAUAAAAAGAGAAAGAAAAAUAAAUGAAAAAAUAUAA